UGCACCUGGUGCCCAUCCGAGGUCUGGUGGAUGAUGAGAAGCUUUGGAUAGAAACUUUGGAUAGAAAAGUGCUCCUGCGGGAAGAAGUGUCCUGGCUCCAGGAGGAAGUGCACCUUCUCCGGCAGAUGAAGGAGAUGCUGGCCAAGGACCUGGAGGAGUCACAGGGCGGCAAGGCCUCCGAGGUCCUCUCAGCCACUGAGCUCAGGGUGCAGCUGGCACAGAAGGAGCAGGAGCUGUCCAGAGCCAGAGAGGCCUUGCAGGCCAUGAAGGCCGACCGGAAACGCUUGAAGGGCGAGAAGACGGACCUGGUGAGCCAGAUGCAGCAGCUGUACGCCACGCUGGAGAGCCGCGAGGACCAGCUGCGAGACUUUAUCCGAAACUACGAGCAGCACCGCAAGGAGAGCGAGGAUGCGGUCAAGGCCCUGGCCAAGGAGAAGGACCUGCUGGAGCGGGAGAAAUGGGAGCUGCGGCGCCAGGCCAAGGAGGCCACGGACCACGCGGCGGCCCUGCGCUCCCAGCUGGACCUCAAGGACAACCGCAUGAAGGAGCUGGAGGCCGAGCUGGCCAUGGCCAAGCAGUCCUUAGUCACGCUGACCAAGGACGUCCCCAAGCGGCAUUCUCUUGCUAUGCCGGGCGAGACGGUGCUCAACGGCAACCAGGAGUGGGUGGUACAGGCAGACCUCCCGCUGACCGCAGCCAUCCGGCAGAGUCAGCAGACGCUCUACCACGCGCACCCUCCCCACCCUGCGGACCGGCAAGCAGUCAGGGUGAGCCCCUGCCACUCCCGGCAGCCCUCGGUCAUCUCCGACGCAUCUGUGGCUGAAGGCGACCGGUCAUCCACACCGAGCGACAUCAACUCCCCACGACACCGGACGCACUCCCUCUGCAACGGCGACAGUCCCGGCCCAGUUCAGAAGAACCUGCACAACCCUAUUGUACAGUCACUAGAGGAUCUUGAAGACCAGAAACGGAAAAAGAAGAAGGAGAAGAUGGGCUUCGGCUCCAUCUCCCGCGUCUUCGCCAGGGGAAAGCAGCGGAAGUCCCUCGACCCCGGCCUCUUUGAUGACUCGGACAGCCAGUGCAGCCCCACGCGGCACAGCCUCGGCCUGUCGGAGGGCGAGGAGCAACUGGACCGGCUGCAGCACGUAGAGCUGGUCAGGACCACGCCCAUGGCCCACUGGAAGGCCGGCACCGUCCAGGCCUGGCUGGAGGUGGUCAUGGCCAUGCCCAUGUACGUCAAGGCCUGUGCGGAGAACAUCAAAAGCGGGAAGGUCUUGCUGAGUCUGAGUGACGAGGACCUGGAGCUGGGCCUGGGCGUGUGCAGCUCCCUGCACCGGCGCAAGCUCCGCCUGGCCAUCGAGGACUACCGGGACGCCGAGGCGGGCAGGAGCCUGUCCAACGCUGCCGAGCUGGACCAUCACUGGGUGGCUGAGGCCUGGCUCAACGACCUCGGCCUGUCGCAGUACUCGCGGGCCUUCCACGACCACCUGGUGGACGGCCGGAUGCUGAGCUCUCUGAUGAGGCGGGACCUGGAGAAGCACCUCAACGUGUCCAAAAAGUUGCACCAGGCCAGCAUCCUGCUGGGCGUCGAGCUGCUCUCCCGAGUCAACUUCAGCAGGGAGGUCCUCCAGGAGCGCCGGGCCCGCUGCGAGACACAGAACACAGACCCUGUGGUGUGGACCAACCAGCGGGUGCUCAAGUGGGUGCGCGACAUCGACCUGAAGGAGUACGCGGACAACCUGACCAACAGCGGUGUGCACGGCGCGGUGCUGGUGCUGGAGCCCGCGUUCGACGCCGAGGCCAUGGCGACCGCCCUGGGCAUCCCCAGCGGGAAGCACAUCCUGCGCAGGCACCUGGCGGACGAGAUGAGCGCCCUGUUCCACCCGGCCAGCUCCACAGGCACCCGGGAGGCUGAGCGCUUUGGGACCCCUCCCCGCAGGGCCUCCAGUGUCACCCGGGCAGGGAAGGAGGACAGCGGUGGCCUCAAGUACAAGGCUGGCCGGCUGCCGCUGGGGAAGAUAGGACGGGGUUUCGGCGGCAAAGACCUCGAUUUCCACGACGACUAUGGCUCACUUCAGGACGAGGACCGCGCAGACCACGACCCCCAGGGCAGGCUGGAGCGGGGCCGCCUGGGAGGCUGCAAUGGCCUGGAGGUCACCGACGUGUGAGGGACCCGACUUGGAGAGGCCGAGGAACGGGCCAGUGGCCCUGAGCCGGCCCCAUGUGCAGGUGACCUCAGGCCGGGGAUGGAGACCCAGCUGCCAGCUCAGUAGGAGGCAGGCGCGGCCUGUCCUGGGGCGUGGAGCCCUCCCGGGUGUCACAGAGCUGUGAGCUGGGGAGGGGCCACAGGUCCCCAGCACCCCGCCCCUAUAGCAGCACUGGGACUCCAAGCAGCCCAGCGGCCGGCACGAGAACAGCACCUGCAGGGGCAGCAGGCGGCAGGAGGGGGCAGCUAUUACGGCAGCUACUGGGGCCGCAGCCGCAGCCUGCGGGGACUGGACUCUGACCAGCGUCACCAACUUGCCCUGGGGUGAAGCUGGCAGGGCUGGUCGUCUGUGUCUCGGGGGGUGGAUGUGUUGGGGAGCUGUUUGCCGUGGUCCCCGAAGGGCAGGUGACAGGUGGGCGGCGGGCGCGGCAGCAGCGUCCCCCACCUCCUGUGACCAAGGAGACGGGCUGCUGAGUUCGGCGGGUGACCACUGCCCCGGUGUGGGGUGAGCUGGGCAUCCGGGACGAGGGGACACUCGCCAUUGCUGACAGCCCCUUGCUGUGAUGUCCCCGUCACCCUGAGGUACUGGUCCCAUGGGGUCUCAGGGUGGCGUGGCGAGACCCUGUUCUGCUGUGCACUUUUCCCCCGUGGCCUCAGCUCUCUGAGCCUCAACACUCCUGGGGCCUCCGAGCAGAUUAACACUCGCUAACAUCCAUAACUCACUUCUCUUCUCGGGGGCGAUGGGGCAUUGCAAGGUGCAGCGGGGUGCGGGACUGUCCCCGUCACAGCACAGAGACAGCCCUGGCCCGGUGUCGCCAGCUCCACAAAGGGAGGAGGAAGGGGCGGUGUCCAGAUCGCCGAGCCCCCGCACGGCUCACAGGACACAGGAUUCUUGUGAGCACAGCCCUGAGGAUCAGGAGCCCCGGGUCCAGGCCUGAGCGGCCGGCCGCCUGUCUCUGUCGUGUGACAAUCAGGACAGGACGCACAGUCUGCACACGCUGGUCCCGGGCAGGUCCUUGGCCAGAGCCGCGACACUCCACUUCCCUCUGAGGCCACCUGCUCUGGACCUGAAGGAAGACUGCAGAGACUCUGUGUCUCCCGCCCGAGGAGACGAGCCCUGGCGCCCUUGACCUUGACCCAUGGCCUCAUCCCCUACCAGAGAUCACUGGCGGCUUCUCGCUGACCUGCGCUGUGGCACAGCUUUCCCAGGACCUGAACUAAGUGCCUAGCUGGUAGGCAGGCUGCCAGGGCCAGGGUGUGUAAGCUGGCUCUGCAGAAGCUCCAAGCUCCGGGGCAGGUCUGAGAGCUUUAGUACACGGCUUCCUCGCAGCCCAGAGAGGACAGAGAACUCUCUCUCCAGGUGCGGGGUGACCUGGAACCUAGGAGCCUGCCCCCAGGGGGCGGUGACACCCGCAGGGCCGAGAGGGCAAAGAGGAGCUGAGCACAGUGCGCAGUCUGGAAAGCAAUGUUCACCCACACGCCAGAAAUGAUGCUGGCACCUGGGUCCUGCUGCGGACAAGACGGGAAAGUGGACCACAGGGCGUCACUGGGGCAAUGGCGUGGCCAAGACACUCAGCAGGAGGCCAGCGGGCCUGGGGCAACACCAGUGACCUCUGACACAUCUGGGGACCCAGUGAUGGUGUCACGGUGCCCUGGGGGAAAGGCUGCCUUCCCUGGCAGCCAGCAAGGGUCUGGACCGACUUCGCAGUACAGGAGGUGCAGGUGAGCUUGGUUAACCCUAACUCCACUCCACGGCGGGCAGGGCGAGCCGGGGCUGCAGGCUUGGCAGACACUGGCAGUAACCAGUCAGCAAAGGUUGGCAGAGCAGCGGCACAGGCCAGAGGCCUCCCACGUCCUGGCCACGAUGACGGAGGUCCUGGUCCCUAAGGGUGGCCAGGCUCCAGGCCUGGGACCCUGCAGAGGAGCCCUCUGGACACCGCUGUGCUGUGCCCUGGAAGGGAGCCAGGGCAAGGAAGGAACCCCACAGUCCUUCUGGAAAUGGGGGCCAGAGCACCACGAGCCACCCUCCUGGGGGGCUCUGGGCAUUCUGACCCCACACUGCUGAGCAGCCCUGUGUCCGGGUCUGCACAGGGCCCUCCCCAACACGGCUGCCUCAGACCAGGCUGCAGGGCCACCACGGAACCCUGGGCCAGAUGAGUGCAGGGGGCCGGAGGGGCCUCGAACAGGGUCAGCUCAGCCAGCGGGCCUGGGGCUCGGCAGACGUGACUUCAGCACACACUGCGGUGGCCCCCAGGGCUCUCCCCAGCCCAGGCCCCUUCCCACAAAAGCAGCAUGUGCUCUGGCUGUCACGCCGCAUUUUGGGCUCCAGCGGGCUCUUCCCCAGGAGGCGAGGGAGAGGAGCCCAGGGACGGGGGCCACUGGGCCUAGCACCGCUGCCUGCAGUCAGCCGGCGAGGGCACUCUGGCUGCACCGGAAGGGAGCUGUCUGUGACCAGAGACCAGGUCGGCAGCCGUGGCCCCAAAAGGUCCCCCAAGGGAUUGUUAACACUGUAACAAUAAACACUACUGGUGACUGGGUGUGUCUGUCCUGU
This is a messenger RNA of Fukomys damarensis (Damara mole-rat), 4757 nucleotides long. RefSeq names its product kazrin, periplakin interacting protein (gene Kazn). Gene Ontology annotation, molecular function: protein binding. The record is from RefSeq and is a predicted model, not a curated record. The transcript has 15 exons. The coding region runs from base 126 to 2168 and encodes 680 amino acids. NCBI's taxonomy places the organism in Eukaryota, Metazoa, Chordata, Mammalia, Rodentia, Bathyergidae.